CCUUUCUCAUUUACAACAUUCUCUAAACUUCUUCUGCUCACUGAUCAGUGAAAAGAAAACAUCAAAUCUUUCUGCUCUUAUUAAGAAAUGGGUUUACUGUCUAGAAAAGCUGCAUGCAAUACUCAUGGACAAGAUUCAUCAUAUUUCUUAGGAUGGGAAGAAUAUGAGAAGAAUCCAUAUGAUGAGAAAAAGAAUCCAAAUGGCAUUAUUCAGAUGGGACUGGCUGAGAAUCAGCUUUCAUUUGAUCUUAUGGAAUCAUGGCUUGCCAAGAAUCCUGAACCUGCAGCGUUCAAGCGUGAUGGAGAAUCAGUAUUCAGAGAACUUGCACUUUUCCAAGAUUAUCAUGGUUUGCCGGAAUUCAAGAAGGCAAUGGUGGAUUUCAUGUCUGAAAUCAGAGGAAACAGAGUCAGUUUUAAUCCAAACAAUUUAGUUCUUACUGCUGGUUCAACUCCUGCAAAUGAGACUCUCAUGUUUUGUCUUGCCAACCCUGGUGAAGCUUUUCUACUCCCGGCUCCUUACUAUCCAGGGUUUGAUAGAGAUCUUAAAUGGCGAACCGGAGUUGAGAUUGUUCCGAUACAAUGUUCAAGCUCUAAUAACUUUCAAAUAACUGAAUCAGCACUAGAAGAAGCUUACAAACAAGCACAUAAACAGAAUUUGAAAGUUAAAGGUGUUCUCAUCACAAACCCUUCAAACCCAUUGGGAACCACCACCACCCGAGAGGAACUCAAUCUUCUUAUCAACUUUGUUGAUGAUAAAAACAUCCAUAUAAUCAGCGACGAAAUCUAUUCAGGGACUGUUUUCGAUUCACCUGAAUUCGUAAGCAUCACAGAAAUAUUGCAAGAACGAAAUCUCCAAGACAGUGAUUUAUCUGAGCGUGUUCACAUUGUCUACAGUCUUUCCAAGGACUUGGGUCUUCCUGGCUUCAGAGUUGGAGCUCUUUACUCCAACAAUGAAGACGUCGUGUCCGCUGCCACUAAAAUGUCUAGUUUUGGACUCCCUUCUUCACAAACCCAAUAUCUUCUCUCACAAAUGUUAUCAGACAAGAAGUUUACAAGCAAUUACCUCAAAGAAAACAAGAUUAGACUAAUGAAGAGACAUGAUAUGCUUGUUUCCGGUCUUAAAAAUUCUGCGGGUAUUAAUUGCUUGGAAAGCAAUGCUGGUUUGUUCUGUUGGGUAGAUAUGAGACAUCUGCUAAAGUCUAAAACAUUCGAAGCUGAAAAAGAUCUAUGGAAGAGAAUUCUUUUUGAAGCCAAGUUAAACAUUUCUCCCGGUGCUUCUUGCCAUUGUACUGAACCAGGAUGGUUCCGUAUGUGCUUUGCCAAUAUGUCUGAGGAAACCUUAAACCUCUCCAUUACAAGGAUUAAAGAUUUUGUUGAAUCAUUCAAUACAGUGAGUAACGUUAACAGAAGGCAACAACGUAGGUUGCUCAGAAGUCCGAGGAUGGGUUUAACGAAAUGGGUUAUGCGACUAUCGGCUUCGGUUUCUCAUGAUAGUGAACCAGAACGAUAAUUAUAUUAGUUAAUUAAUUUAAUCUGUGAAAUUUAAUUACAUUUAAGUAUAUUUAGUUGAUUGGUAUUUUAAUGUAAUUAGUGUAGUAGAGAGCACUCGGACCAAUUGGAGUUCGUAGUGGCCCAAACUAUGUAAUUUUGCCUCAGAAAUGUCAAAAACACACUGUUAAUUAA
Papaver somniferum (opium poppy) is the source of this 1682-nucleotide messenger RNA. RefSeq names its product 1-aminocyclopropane-1-carboxylate synthase 8-like. Gene Ontology annotation, biological process: biosynthetic process; amino acid metabolic process. The transcript has a single exon. NCBI's taxonomy places the organism in Eukaryota, Viridiplantae, Streptophyta, Magnoliopsida, Ranunculales, Papaveraceae. Gene Ontology annotation, molecular function: transaminase activity; pyridoxal phosphate binding. The record is from RefSeq and is a predicted model, not a curated record. Bases 88 to 1509 code for a protein of 473 amino acids.